This is a messenger RNA of Closterium sp. Yama58-4, 4248 nucleotides long. The record is from the annotation of a GenBank genome assembly. Lineage: Eukaryota; Viridiplantae; Streptophyta; Zygnematophyceae; Desmidiales; Closteriaceae.
AUGCCCUCAUGCCCUCACGCCCUCAUGCCCUCAUGCCCUCAUGCCCUCACGCCCUCAUGCCCUCAUGCCCUCAUGCCCUCACGCCCUCAUGCCCUCAUGCCCUCAUGCCCUCAUCCCCUCAUGCCCUCAUGCCCUCAUGCCCUCAUGCCCUCAUGCCCUCACGCCCUCAUGCCCUCAUGCCCUCACGCCCUCAUGCCCUCAUGCCCUCAUGCCCUCAUCCCCUCAUGCCCUCAUGCCCUCAGGCCCUUAUGCCCUCAUGCCCUUAUGCCCUCAUGCCCUCAUGCCCUCAUGCCCUCACGCCCUCAUGCCCUCAUGCCCUCACGCCCUCAUGCCCUCAUGCCCUCAUGCCCUCAUGCCCUCAUGUACUCCUCCCGUCAUGUACUCAUGCACUCAUGCACUCAUGCCCUCAUGCCCUCAUGCACUCAUGCCCUCAUGCCCUCAUGCCCUCAUGCCCUCAUGCUCUCAUGCCCUCACGCCAUCAUGCCCUCAUGCCUUAAUGCACUCAUGCCCUCAUGCCCUCACGCCCUCAUGCCCUCAUGCCCUCAUGCCCUCAUGCCCUCAUGCCCUCAUGCCUUCAUGCCCUCAUGCCCUCAUGCCCUCAUGCCCUCAUGCCCUCACGCCCUCAUGCCCUCAUGCCCCCACGCCCACAAGCCCUCAUGCCCUCACGCCCUCAUGCCCUCAUGCCCUCACGCCCUCAUGCCCUCAUGCCCUCAUGCCCUCACGCCCUCAUGCCCUCACGCCAUCAUGCCCUCAUGCCCUCAUGCCCUCAUGCCCUCAUGCCCUCAUGCCCUCAUGCCUUCAUCCUUUCAUGCCCUCAUGCCCUCAUGCCCUCAUGCCCUCAUGCCCUCAUGCCCUCAUGCCCUCAUGCCCUCAUGCCCUCACACCCUCAUGCCCUCAUGCCCUCAUGCCCUCAUGCCCUCAUGCCCUCACGCCCUCACGCCCUCAUACCCUCGCCCUCAUCCCCUCAUGCCCUCAUGCCCUCAUGCCCUCAUUCCCCACACCCUCAUACCCUCAUGCCCACACGUCCUCAUGCCCUCAUGCCCUUAUGCCCUCACGCCCCACGCUCUCAUGCCCUCACGCCCUCAUGCCCUCAUGCCCUCAUGCCCUCAUGCCCUCAUGCCCUCAUGCCCUCAUGCACUCAUGCCCUCAUGCCCUCAUGCCCUCAUGCCCUCACGCCAUAAUGCCUUAAUUCCCUCAUGCACUCAUGCCCUCAUGCCCUCACGCCCUCAUGCCCUCAUGCCCUCAUGCCCUCACGCCCUCAUGCCCUCAUGCCCUCAUGCCCUCACGCCCUCAUGCCCUCACGCCCUCACGCCCUCAUGCCCUCAUGCCCCCACGCCCUCAUGCUCUCAUGCCCUCACGCCAUCAUGCCCUCAUGCCCUCAUGCCCUCAUGCCCUCAUGCCCUCACGCCCUUAUGCCCUCAUGCCCUCAUGCCCUCAUCCCCUCAUGCCCUCAUGCCCUCAUGCCCUCAUGCCCUCACACCCUCAUGCCCUCAUGCCCUCAUGCCUUCAUGCCCUCAUGCCCUCACGCCCUCAUGCCCUCAUGCCCUCAUGCCCUCAUGCCCUCAUGCCCUCAUGCCCUCAUGCCCUCAUGCCCUCAUGCCCUCACGCCCUCAUGCCCUCAUGCCCUCACGCCCUCAUGCCCUCAUGCCCUCAUGCCCUCACGCCCUCAUGCCCUCAUGCCCUCAUGCCCUCAUCCCCUCAUGCCCUCAUGCCCUCAUGCCCUCAUGCCCUCAUGCCCUCAUGCCCUCAUGCCCUCAUGCCCUCAUGCUCUCAUGCCCUCAUGCCCUCAUGCCCUCACGCCCUCACGCCCUCAUGCCCUCAUGCCCUCAUGCCCUCACGCCCUCAUGCCCUCAUGCCCUCAUGCCCUCAUGCCCUCAUGCCCUCAUGCCCUCAUGCCCUCACGCCCUCAUGCCCUCACGCCCUCAUGCCCUCAUGCCCUCAUGCCCUCAUGCCCUCAUGCCCUCAUGCCCUCAUGCCCUCAUGCCCUCAUGCCCUCAUGCCCUCAUGCACUCAUGCCCUCAUGCCCUCACGCCCUCAUGCCCUCACGCCCUCAUGCCCUCACGCCCUCAUGCCCUCAUGCCCUCAUGCCCUCAUGCCCUCACGCCCUCAUGCCCUCAUGCCCUCAUGCCCUCACGCCCCUCAUGCCCUCAUCCCCCUCAUGCCCUCAUCCCUCAUGCCCUCAUGCCCUCGUGCCCUCAGGCCUCUCAUGCCCUCAGGCCUUCAUGCCCUCCUGCCCUCAAGCCUCAUGCCCUCAUGCCCUCCUGCCCUCAUGUACUCAUGCACUCAUGCACUCAUGCCCUCAUGCCCUCAUGCAAUCAUGCCCUCAUGCCCUCAUGCCCUCAUGCCCUCAUGCACUCAUGCCCUCAUGCCCUCACGCCCUCAUGCCCUCAUGCCCUCACGCCCUCAUGCCCUCAUGCCCUCAUGCACUCAUGCCCUCAUGCCCUCACGCCCUCAUGCCCUCAUGCCCUCACGCCCUCAUGCCCUCAUGCCCUCAUGCCCUCACGCCCUCAUGCCCUCAUGCCCUCAUGCCCUCAUCCCCUCAUGCCCUCAUGCCCUCAUGCCCUCAUGCCCUCAUGCCCUCAUGCCCUCACGCCCUCAUGCCCUCAUGCCCUCACGCCCUCAUGCCCUCAUGCCCUCAUGCCCUCAUGCCCUCAUGCCCUCACGCCCUCAUGCCCUCAUGCCCUCAUGCCCUCAUCCCCUCAUGCCCUCAUGCGCCUCAUUCCCUCACGCCCUCAUGCCCUCAUGCACUCAUGCCCUCACGCCAUCAUGCCCUCAUGCCCUCAUGCACUCAUGCCCUCAUGCCCUCACGCCCUCAUGCCCUCAUGCCCUCAUGCCCUCACGCCCUCAUGCCCUCAUGCCCUCAUGCCCUCAUGCCUUCAUGCCCUCAUGCCCUCAUGCCCUCAUGCCCUCACGCCCUCACGCCAUCAUGCCCUCAUGCCCUCAUGCCCUCAUCCCCUCAUGCCCUCAUGCCCUCAUGCCUUCAUGCCCUCAUGCCCUCACGCCCUCAUGCCCUCAUGCCCUCAUGCCCUCAUGCCCUCAUGCCCUUAUGCCCUCAUGCCCUCAUGCCCUCAUGCCCUUAUGCCCUCAUGCCCUCAUGCCCUCACGCCCUCAUGCCCUCAUGCCCUCACGCCCUCAUGCCCUCAUGCCCUCAUGCCCUCACGCCCUCAUGCCCUCAUGCCCUCAUGCCCUCACGCCCUCAUGCCCUCAUGCCCUCAUGCCCUCAUGCCCUCAUGCCCUCAUGCCCUCAUGCCCUCAUGCCCUCAUGCCCUCAUGCCCUCAUGCCCUCACGCCAUCAUGCCCUCAUGCCCUCAUGACCUCGUCCCCUCAUGCCCUCAUGCCCUCAUGCCUUCAUGCCCUCAUGCCCUCACGCCCUCAUGCCCUCAUGCCCUCAUGCCCUCAUGCCCUCAUGCCCUCACGCCCUCAUGCCCUCACGCCCUCAUGCCCUCAUGCCCUCAUGCCCUCACGCCCUCAUGCCCUCAUGCCCUCAUGCCCUCACGCCCUCACGCCCUCAUGCCCUCAUGCCCUCAUGCCCUCAUGCCCUCAUGCCCUCAUGCCCUCACGCCCUCAUGCCCUCAUGCCCUCAUGCCUUCAUCCUUUCAUGCCCUCAUGCCCUCAUGCCCUCAUGCCCUCACGCCAUCAUGCCCUCAUGCCCUCAUCCCCUCAUGCCCUCAUGCCCUCAUGCCCUCACGCCCUCAUGCCCUCAUGCCCUCAUGCCCUCAUCCCCUCAUGCCCUCAUGCCCUCAUGCCCUCAUGCCCUCAUGCCCUCACGCCCUCAUGCCCUCAUGCCCUCACGCCCUUAUGCUUCAUGCCCUCAUGCCCUCAUCCCCUCAUGCCCUCAUGCCCUCAUGCCCUCAUGCCCUUAUGCCCUCAUGCCCUCAUGCCCUCAUGCCUUCAUGCCCUCAUGCCCUCACGCCCUCACGCCCUCAUGCCCUCACGCCCUCAUGCCCUCACGCCCUCAUGCCCUCACACCUCAUGCCCUCAUGUACUCCUGCCCUCAUGUACUCAUGCUCUCAUGCACUCAUCAUUCCCUCAUGCCCUCAUGCACUCAUGCCCUCAUGCCCUCAUGCCCUCAUGCCCUCAUGCUCUCAUGCCCUCACGCCAUCAUGCCCUCAUGCCCUCAUGCACUCAUGCCCUCAUGCCCUCACGCCCUCAUGCCCUCAUGCCCUCAUGCCCUCAUGCCCUCAUGCCCUCAUGCCUUCAUGCCCUCAUGCCCUCAUGCCCUCAUGCACUCAUGCCCUCACGCCAUAA